UUUCAUUUUCAAGAACAGAAGACAGUGGAGCAGUUUCUGUCUGAUUGGAAGAUAAACGCCUGGUGUGUCCUGUUGCUGGUUGGUCAGAUAGCUGAUGCCAUCUGUACACCCCUGGUUGGCUAUGAGUCAGACCAAACCUCUGGUUGUGGAAACUAUGGCAAGCGGAAGACCUGGCAUUUGGUUGGCACGCUGAGUGUGGUGGUGUCCUUUGCCUUCAUCUUCAACCAGUGUCUGGGCUGUGACCCUAACACCCCUCAGUGGGCCAGCCUGAUCUACUUUGCCCCAUUCAUCAUCAUCUUCCAGUUUGGCUGGGCCGCCACACAGAUCUCCCACCUGUCUCUCAUCCCAGAGCUGGUCACCUGUGAGCAUGCUAAAGUGGAGCUCACUGCAUACAGGUAUGCAUUCACUGUCAUAGCCAACAUCACAGUGUAUGCCCUUGCUUACCUGCUGUUCCACGGUCAGGCAGCAGAGGAUGAAGACUCUCUUGGACCAGCAGACACCAACAUCUUCAGGAACCUGUCAUUGAUUGUGUUGGGGAUCGGCGCUCUCUUCGCUGCUGUCUUCCACCUGGGGACCACAGAGCGCCCCAAUCACAAAGCCAGCAGAGACUCUGGAGGAGAGGAAGAAGAGGAGGAAGAGGAGGCUGAAGGGGAGCGAAGGCCGCUGCUCCCUUCUUCCACUGUUUCUUCAUCCCUUCUGCAGUGGAAAUGUUGGCUCCAGCAGCCUUCCUUCUACCAGGUGGCCUUACUCUACAUGUCCACCAGGUUAAUGGUCAAUCUGUCCCAGACCUACAUCUCAAUGUAUCUCAUAAACACUCUUGGCCUGCCCAAGAAAUAUAUCGCUACAAUCCCGUUAGUGAUGUAUCUGAGCGGCUUCCUGUCCUCCUUCAUCAUGAAGCCUGUCAGUAAACACAUUGGAAAAAGUCUCACUUACUUUGUGGGCCUCCUGCUGAUCAUGGCCUUCUCUUACUGGGUGCUGCUGGACCACAAGAUGGGUCAGCAGAUCUACGGGGCUGCGGUGCUGCUGGGGGCCGGGUCGGCCACCAUCCUGGUCAUAUCCCUGUCCAUGACCGCUGAGCUGAUCUCGGAUCAGACGCAAAGCGGAGCGUUUGUGUACGGAGCCAUGAGCUUCACUGAUAAACUGGCCAAUGGAGUCGCAGUCAUGAUCAUUCAAGCUAUGCAUCCCUGCCACACGGUGGUGUGCUGCCCAGCCUGUGUGUGGUUUUAUCACUACAUCAUGGUCAUAGUGACGGGGGGCGUGGCUGUCGUCGCAGCGUUGGCGCUCUGCUCCAUCCUCAUCUGGCCAAUCAGGAUCAGAGCACGUGGCCUGCAAGUCGUCUCUGAUGGUUCCACCUCAGUUAACUAAGAGCCAGACUGGGCCUUCUUCACCUUACUGGGAACUCUGGACGUGGAUGAACAGCAGGGACACUCUUAGUUGUUUCUGAGAUUAGCUUCAAGUUUUUCACUGGAAUGUCUGGGAAAUCCCAUCUUAAAUAAGACUAAAUAUUCCUUAUCCUCUACACUAGGCUGCCAUCCUUUUCUAGAAAUGUUUGGUGCGUGAGAUAAAAUUAUUAGAUGAGUCCAAAUUGUUGUGUUGUAGAGAUGAGGCCUUCCUUUGAGUGGAAGCAAACACAGCAGACUGUAUGGUCAGAUAAACAGGAGUCCGGCUUGACCCGUUUUACAUUUUAAACACUAAGAAAGUAUAACAAAGGGAACAUUUAAAUCACCAGUGAGCUCAGUGGAUAAACCACUACAUCCAGUCCUUCAGACUGGUGGGUAAACGGGACCGGAUCCUGAAACCACGCUACGUCCAACAGGACUGAGCUGAAGGAGUUCAGCAUUCAUCCACCUGCUGUAAUUCCUGUUAUUUUUUUGUGUGCAUCCGUUUUAUGCAGGGGAAAGAAAAGUGUGGACGUUUAAAAAAUAUUUAAAUCAGUUUUUGUUAUACCAAAAAAAAAAUCCUGUAAUAAUCAAACUGAACCUAAAAAUCCUUGUAAAGUGAAAUGAAACUUGAAUAGUGGAACUCUACCUGACUUUGAAAUACUUCAAAGGGAUCAAUGUCUAUUAAUGGUAUGUAUAUAUUAAUGGAAUAAUGAAGGGAAUCUCAUUGGUGGAGCAGCACAGCUGAACAAUGUCUGAGUUGGAAGAGCUGUUGACCAAACUCUGAACCAAAGCUGAACUCUGACAGCGGUGACCAACUAAACUAUUACCUGGUCUGCUUCACCUCUGUAAAAAAAAAAAAAUGGAAUUGGUGAAGGGAUUAUUGUAAAGGAGCUGAAACAAUAAAACCUGUCUGUGUGAGCAUCA
Molecule: messenger RNA, 2306 nt
Organism: Gambusia affinis (western mosquitofish)
Lineage: Eukaryota; Metazoa; Chordata; Actinopteri; Cyprinodontiformes; Poeciliidae
Product: major facilitator superfamily domain-containing protein 12-like
Exons: 11
Biological process (GO): carbohydrate transport
Cellular component (GO): membrane
Molecular function (GO): symporter activity
Source: RefSeq, a predicted model, not a curated record